Messenger RNA from Lactuca sativa (garden lettuce), 660 nucleotides. Its product is annotated as TMV resistance protein N. NCBI's taxonomy places the organism in Eukaryota, Viridiplantae, Streptophyta, Magnoliopsida, Asterales, Asteraceae. Gene Ontology annotation, biological process: defense response. Gene Ontology annotation, molecular function: ADP binding. The record is from RefSeq and is a predicted model, not a curated record.
AUGGAGACCCGGAUCAAAGAUAUUGUAUCAUAUUUAGAAACUGCUUCUGAUGAUGUUUGCAUGAUCGGGAUCUGGAGGAUAGGAGGUGGUGGGAAGAUAACUUUGGCCAGAGCCAUUUUUGAUCAAAUUUCCUUUCAAUUUGAAGGGAAAAGUUUUAUUGAGAAUGUCAGAGAAGUUUCAAGUGUGCCUUUGUCCGGUUUAAAGUUGUUGCGAAAGCAAGUCCUUUCACACAUCUUAUACGAUCAAGGCAUCAACAUAAGCAGUGUUUCCGAAGGGAAAAACAUGUUGUGGAGGAUGAUGCGUGCUAGAAAGGCGUUGUCUGGUGAGCGUAAUUGGUUUAAAUCAGGUAGUACAAUUAUCAUUACAACAAGAGAUAAGCAAGUGUUGGUAGCACACGGAGUGAAGUUGAUUCACAAUGUCAAUUUGUUGUCGGAUAAGGAAGCAACUUGUCUCUUCAGUAAGUACGUAUAUGGGAGAGAAAUUCCAAUUCAAGGGUAUGAAGAGCUAUUAACACAAGUUGUACAUUAUGUUCUUGGUCUUCCCUUAACGAUCAUAGUUUUGGGUUUGUUUCUCUGUGCUAAAGAUGAGGUUGAAUGGAUAGAUGCCUUAGAAAGGCUUAAAACAAUUCCGCUAAUGGAAACUCAAAAAAAUUGGAAUUAA